This is a messenger RNA of Fundulus heteroclitus (mummichog), 2313 nucleotides long. It is a transcript of the gene rnf215, whose product is annotated as ring finger protein 215. Gene Ontology annotation, biological process: ubiquitin-dependent protein catabolic process. NCBI's taxonomy places the organism in Eukaryota, Metazoa, Chordata, Actinopteri, Cyprinodontiformes, Fundulidae. The transcript is spliced from 10 exons. Bases 127 to 1215 code for a protein of 362 amino acids. Gene Ontology annotation, molecular function: ubiquitin protein ligase activity. The record is from RefSeq and is a predicted model, not a curated record.
GUAUUUUUCCUGUUUACAUCCAGCUAACAGCCAGAAACAGUCGGCUGCGGGAUUUGCGACAUAAUGUCUGACAGUUGAUGAGUUUUGUGUGUUUAACGUUGCUUCCUGCUGUGUUUUCGGGGGGACAUGGUUUCGGCUCACCGGCGUUGUCUCUGGUUCCCCGCACCGCUGCUGGUCCCGCUGCUGCUGCGGUGGGCCGGGCUGCUGGUGGCCGCAGAGCAGGUCGCUUUGGUGGAGGUUUUUCUGGAGCAGCAGCCCGCUGUCAGCGCCCUUCUCCAGGGGGAGGUGGUGGAGUCCAGCCGCGGCAGCAGGAGCUCAGAGACCCGGGACGAGGAGCUGGAGGGGAACCUGGUGUUGGUUCGAGAUGACGAGACGCAGCCGAGCGGAGGAGGAGACGAGGACGACAGCAACCAGCAGGAGCCCUGGAUCGGCGUGGUGCCUGUGGAGAUGGACGACAGCAAAGCCUCAACCGGGAACCAGGAGUCCUUCGCUGAUGCAGUGGUUAACAGAAUGAAGCGGGCUUUGGUCCUCGGAGCGUCGGCGCUGAUCAUCCUGGCUCUCAACCAGAACUCAGUCAGCGAGAUGGAUUUGUCUCAGGUGCUGUCCAAGCCCAUCGUUGUGAUCCAGACGUCAGAGAACGUCACCAGGCUGUUUGGAGCUCUGCUAAGGGGUCUUCGGGCGACGGCCAAAAUCACGUAUGAGACGAUCCUACAGGACAACCUGGGAGCCACGCUCACGCUGUGGUCCAGCUGCGGCCGGUCGAGAGGCGGUCUGUACGGGGAGUGGCAGGGCGUCAUCUGCACGGGGGAGACCAACUCUCAGGUCCAGAAGUACCUGCAGCAGCUGUGGGACACCGUCCUCCUGGUGGCGCUGGUCCUCUGCACCGGAGUCAUCGUUCAGGCCCGCUGGCAGUACCAGGACCGCCAGCUGAACGACAACUCAGAGCUUCUUCCCAAGCAGGACGUCCUGAAGAGAAUGUCGUCGCUGAAAACCAAAAGGUACCGUCAGCCCAAGCCCUGGUGCGACCCGUCCCAGCAGGCCGAGACGGAGAACUGCGCCGUCUGCCUGGAGCCGUUCAACAACAACCAGUGUCUGCGGGUCCUGCCGUGUCGUCAUGAGUACCACAGGGACUGCAUCGACCCCUGGCUGCUGCUGCAGCACACCUGCCCUCUGUGCAAACGCAGCAUCCUCGGCAGCGUCUGCAGAGACAGCUAACGGUCGCUUCGGUUCCUGCAGACGCUCCAGACCGACCUCAUCCCGACUCUUCCUCCGUCCAGCCGUGGGUCCUGGCAGCAGCUCUUACCUGCAGCUCUUACCUGCAGCUCUUACCUGCAGCUCUUACCUGCAGCUCUUACCUGCAGCGCUUACCUGCAGCUCUUACCUGCAGGCGGACCCAACGCUGGCGGCGUAGACUCAAGCGUUACGAAGCGGUGCGGUGGAACCGUCCCGGGAACGUCUGUUAACUUUAGAAACACGUGGAAGUCCCCUGUGAAUAUCUGCAGAAGCGAUGAUGUGAGAGUCGCUAACGUCUUAACGUGAAAACUGACGACCUCUGUGUGUGUUUGUUAGCUUCAUGGACGACUUCUGCUCUCUUUAAUGAUGUCAGUGACUCGCCGCUCAGUUAUCUUGUUUCUGUUUCCUGGUUCAAUCCCUUCUGUGUUUUAUGUAUUGUUUUUUUUUUAAGGUUAGCGGCGCUAAAUCUACAGUUCUGGUCAGAAGUCUGCAUCACAGGCAGCUUUCGUUUUCCAGGGUGAAAAGAUUAACUCAGGUUCCAAAUUAUACAAACACGCCUAAAUCUCUACGUAACUAAUAUUUAGUUAAAUCUCCCGUAGAAAGUUGCACCUGGACAAUCUGCUUUUAUUAGCCGUCGACAAGCUUCUGGCUUGAAUCUGUCCUACAGCUGAGAUCUGGUAGGAGUUCAUUGAAAUAUGUUGGUUUCCUGACCCAGCUUUAAGGUUUAGCUCCUAAAAUUGAAACCGGUUGUAAUUUCGUCUGUAAGCCUAACUAAUCCCGUCUCUAACCAGUUCUGAUCUGCGUUCUGGGGUCAGUGUCCCAUUAGAAAACCCAAUUAUGUCCAGAUUUCAACCAUCUGACCCAGAAUGUCACUCUCAGAUGGAAGCACAUUGAUUCAGACGCUCAGGAACAACCGAAUGCUCAGCGAUGACGGUGGAAGUCGAGCUGAUUUUUACACCACGUUGCACCUGAGAGGGUCAAGAAAAGAAGAAAAUAAUCUGCUUUCUAGGAGUCAGCAUGAACAAACAGCAGGUUUUAACGUUCGGCAUCAUGCUGCGGCACCGUCUCGCUGUCAGCGGC